AAUGAACCGCGAGUUUAGUUGCAUUCUCGCUACCGUUGUAUACAGAUCUGGUUCCGUGUUUCGGGGGAAUAAGCUUCUUAGAGAUAUCGUGGACUUUUCGGCAAAUGAUAUCACCAGACUUCUGGGAAUAACAUCCUCAUGGAGUUAAAAAGAUUCCUAGCUUGUUUGCUUCUUCUCAGCCUGACUAGAGGGCAGGGCCAAGGUGACAGUUUUGAAAGCUACGACUGGCGAGGAGUAGGACCUCUGAAGGAUUGGCCCAAGUAUAGUUCACUGACACCUUAUGGUAGCAGAAAGCCAGCUACUGGAAAUUAUCCUGUACUCGAUGAAGUCAAGAAAUAUCCUGAUGACACUAGCGCUUAUUUAGGAGAUUCUUCUUAUUCGACAGAUUUCAAAAGUCAGCCUUACAAAUACAUCGAUAACAGUGCUGAAUACCAAAGUGUCUCCUAUGGCGACGAUGGAAGAGGUCUUGACGAUAAUUUCAAUAUCACCAUUGAAAGAUUAGGUGGUUUUGGAGGUUCUGGCGAUACAAGAGGAUAUGGUGCAUAUGAUGAUUCAAAAAGCUAUCAAGAAUUACAUCCAGAUGAGCCCAAACGAGAUGCAGAUUUCCCAGAACUAAUGAGGAUUGGACGAAGACAUCGCAACCGAUAUCGUAAUCAAGAUCCCCUUCUGGUCCGUCCAGUGCCUCAUCCACUCUAAAAGAAAUGACUGUUGUUUGUAAUAGUUGCCAAAGUAAACUGAGAUGACAAUAAAGACUUUAGAACGUAACACACUGGGCCAACUAUUUGAACUCCCGAAAAGUAUCAUUAACUUAUUUACUUUAAGCUGAUAUAUGAUUUGUUUUAAGGCCUUUUAUUUGACAAUAUUUAUAGCAUUUUCAAGAUUGAUUUAAUUGUAUUUUUGAAUAUUAUGCUCAUCGCGUAACUGUGAUCAUAAUCACCCAACUCUCAUUUGCUCUGGAAAUUUGUUUCACAAAUCUAGCUCUUUAACAUCUGUAAUCUAAUUAUUAAUUUUGUUGAAAAUACGAUGCUUGUGGGCAGAAGUUUCAUUGGUAGCAUCCCCUGAGAAAGGACAAGUUGGCGGAAAGUAACAAAUGUAAUUGCAAUCGAAGGAAUUCGAAUGGAUAAAAAGCUUCUCUUCCUGCAUUAAACAAUUUCAAGAGCAUUUUAACAAGUUAAAAUACAAAUUUUAACAAUUUAGCAAUUUUAAAAUGCAUUUUAACAAAUACGCAAGCAGAAAACACAUCUUAACUUUACAUUAUAAAAAGAAUUUUUAAAUAUAUCUCCCAGGAAGAAACAUCUGGCAUAACAUUUUAGAACCUUUCUCAUGAGGUUCUACUGAUAGAAAAGUAUCUGUUUAUGAAGUGUUUAAAUCUUUUAACUUAUUUUUGAAUAAUGAAAGCUAAGUAAUAUGCAUUACAAUAAUUUAAUUUUUUUUACCUUCAUGUAAAAUUUCCCACUACUUUUUAAUCGUUUACUUAAUAUCAUCUUUCUAGCUUUCAUAAUUCUGUUUCAAACGAUAUGUUUGCUAGCGAUAGUUAGAAAUCACAGGAAAAUGUUUUGAUUCAGUUUUAUGAUUCAAUCAACAAUUUUCAGAAUUGUAUAAAUAUUACAAUAUUUGUUUUACAAACGUUUACAUAUGUGUUGCAUAUUAACACUUGAAAUAUAUUUACUAUGUUGUAAUAAAGUUAGCGAAACUUACGGGAAUAUAUAUUUUAUAGUUUUUCAUAAAAAAGAUGUAUUUGUUUAUUUGAAGCCAAUUUUGUACAGAUAUUUUAGUACAAAAUAAAUUAAAUAAUGUUAA
Messenger RNA from Stegodyphus dumicola, 1800 nucleotides. RefSeq lists its product as uncharacterized. NCBI's taxonomy places the organism in Eukaryota, Metazoa, Arthropoda, Arachnida, Araneae, Eresidae. The record is from RefSeq and is a predicted model, not a curated record.